UCUCCCUUACCUCACACAGCAAUCUCAGUCUCCUCCCUUCACUCCUGCCAGCCUAUUUUGCCCGCAACAGCGAAGUGUUUCCCCCUUUUCCGUAGCUCCAGUUUUCUCAUCUCCUCCUCGCCUUGUGGGCAGUCCCCUAAACAGCCGCAGCCAUGGGUCGUAUGCACAGUCACGGAAAGGGUAUUUCGCGCUCCGCCCUGCCCUACAAGCGCACUCCUCCGAGCUGGUUGAAGAUCUCCGCCCCCGAGGUCGACGAGCACAUCUGCAAGCUCGCGAAGAAGGGUCUGACGCCGUCGCAGAUCGGCGUCAUUCUUCGUGACUCGCACGGCAUUGCCCAGGUGUCCGGCGUCACCGGCAGCAAGGUCCUCCGCAUCCUCAAGGCUCACGGUCUCGCCCCCGAGAUCCCCGAGGAUCUGUACCAUCUGAUCAAGAAGGCGCUGGCGGUGCGCAAGCACUUGGAGCGCAACCGCAAGGACAAGGACUCCAAGUUCCGCCUCAUUCUCAUCGAGAGCCGCGUGCACCGCCUCGCGCGCUACUACAAGUGGACCAAGAAGCUGCCGCCCAACUGGAAGUACGAGUCCGGCACUGCCAGCACCCUGGUCGCCUAAAUGAGGAUCAGGAGCUCAUAUUCUCACCAUGUUCUAGAAACAUUGCUGGAAUGUUGAUGGUGUUUGUUGUGUUGGAAACCUUGUUUGAGUUCUUCCUCUGGACUGGAGUGCUAUUGAAAGAACAUCGCAGUGGAUACCGAGGUAUGAAAUCCGAGCCAUGUCCAACUAUGCAGCAGAGUUAUGUCCUGUGGUUUUUCUGGCUCAAUACCGUUCUCAACCGUUUUGGACCGCUUUUAAACAUUUUGAAUUAAAAAGCAUCCCAUCCA
Molecule: messenger RNA, 874 nt
Organism: Closterium sp. NIES-67
Lineage: Eukaryota; Viridiplantae; Streptophyta; Zygnematophyceae; Desmidiales; Closteriaceae
Source: the annotation of a GenBank genome assembly